This is a messenger RNA of Ostrinia nubilalis (European corn borer), 2070 nucleotides long. Its product is annotated as trithorax group protein osa-like. The coding region runs from base 1 to 816 and encodes 271 amino acids. The record is from RefSeq and is a predicted model, not a curated record. NCBI's taxonomy places the organism in Eukaryota, Metazoa, Arthropoda, Insecta, Lepidoptera, Crambidae. The transcript has 6 exons.
AUGCAGGGCGAAGCAUACUCGCGGCCUGCGCCCCCCGCCAGCUCGUACUACUCGCCCUACCAGCCGCCCGCGGGGCCCGCGCCGACUUACCCGCUGCAGUUCACGCAACCCGCGCAGUCGGGAGCCUUCGGGUCCCAGUUUCUGUCGUCGCAGCUGCAAGUCGCGGCCGCCGUGCAGCAGAUGCAGCAACAGUACCGGACGCCGCUCCAGCAGCAGUACGCGCCGCCGCAGCCUCGCCCGCCGCCGCAGCAGCAGCUCAAGAGCCCGCUGCACGAGCAUGCUAACGGGUUCGCGCCGCUGUGCGAGAGCGCGUCGCCGACGCCGAAGGGCGCGGCCAAGCCGCAGAAGCCGCCGCACUCGCCGCCGCACAAGUACCACCACGCGCACCACCCGCCGCACCCGCCGCCCGCGCACACGCCGCACCAGCACCACCAGCACCAGCAGCAUCAACAGCAUCAGCAACAUCAGCAGCAGCAGAUGGUGUCGGGCAACAACGGUCGCUGCGGCGGCGGGCAGGGCGGGCAGGGCAUGGCGCGCGGGGGCCUGGCGCCGCGCUACCCCGCGCCCAUCCAGCGGCCGCACGCGCCCGCGCUGCCGCUGUACCGCGCGCCGCAGCCGCCGCGCCACCACGCGCCGCACCCGCACCACGCGCACGUGCCGCGCCACAACCUCUACUACCACCACCAGCAGCGCAAUGGCGCUGCAGGCGGCGAUCGCGCAGCCGAGGGCGGCGAGGUGGCGGCGGCGGCCGACGAGCCCGCCGAGCCGGCGCCGGCGCCCGACGCGCCGCCCGCGCCCGAGGUCAAGGCCGAGUGAGCCCGCGCCGCCGGACUUCGGCCCUGCCGCGGAACGGCAAUGCUACAAUCGAGUGGACCGAUGGCGCACUUUACGAUACUGCCCACGAAUUCCACUUCGUUUUAUGUAUUCAAACAAGUUAAUAUGGACCCUUGGCUUUAUUCUGAAACUUUCGUACUGAGUAUUUCAGUCCGAACAGGCAGCGGGGUGUAAUUUUUUUAACCGAACUCCCUGUAGCGCUCGUGCGCCUCCUCUGCAAAGCGGUUUUCCUAUUUUUGGCUCUGCCAGUCGUUCCCGCUUACGAAAGCAAUUUUGAUGAAGAGACAGAGCUACGAUUACUGACAUCGCCUUGCGGAGUGGGGCCCAUGAUGUGCCCGUGUCGAAAUCUCAGUUUCAACAGGUUCGGAAUGCUCUAGCCAAUGUAUCGUAAUAACUUGUUACUGCUGAAGCCCUCUACGCCAGACUAACUGAAGAUCUUAAAGCCAGUGGAUUUUUGGGAAUCAAUCAAUGAUCUAUCUAAAUCGUCGAGCUAUUUCUGUAGAUCAUUGAUUACAGCGCCCUAAAACCCGUUGGCUUUAAAUCUCGGUCGAUCUGUGAUAAAGUCCCAUUCGUGGUCAGCUAAUUUGGACAGGGUUCCAAAAAGCUUCAUUGUCAUUUUCACACGCGCCACCCGUGAUGACCGGUGAGAUGGAAGGCGUGAACAAUCAAAGAGAUUGUUAUGAACAGUCGACCACCGCGAUUAGUAAAUGUGAUCAUUUGUGGCCACGAUCGAGCGGCUAGUCGCCCCGCGUAGUGGCAGUCUUUAGGUUUUCGGUAUUUUAAUUAAGUCGUAAAUUAUGGAAGUGAUUUUUAAGAUUAUUUAAGAUGCGUACGGAUCGACGCGCCGCCCGGGUCCGCCUCGGGCCGGCCCCGGCGUGCUCGGUAGCGUGCGAGAGGCGCUCUGUUUGUAUAUAAAUAUAUUGAUCGGACGGACAUCCGGCUGUCUAUUUGACUGUUAUGUUUAAGUAAUGUAAACGCGAACGGUCGGCGGCCUCGCUGCUCUCGACCGAAGUUAUCGCGAGGACUAAACGUCCGACUGACCGAUGCUGCCUCGAGACCUCUCAUUAGUGAAUAUGUAGCGACGGUUUUUGCAAAACGAAUGUCGAUGCAAUAUAAAUGAAUAAUAAAUGUAAUUCGGAGUGAAAACGAUUGCCCCCGAUAUUGGCCGGCAGGCGCGCGUUCGAACUCCAUGUAUCAUAAUCAAUUAUUAUAUGCGAAUAAAAUUAUUAUGACCGA